UCAUUCUUCUGCCCGGAGUUUUGUGAGGUACCGGAAUGCUUUCCGGGAAAAGGCUGUUCUAAUUUAGUCUGAAACCGUCCCACUUUAGACUUUUUUAUGGUUAUCAAUCUAUAAGAAGAAUCUCCAAAUUGAUACAGCUGGAACCAAGCAGGCAAAUCAAUCGAUCAAGACUGUGAUUCGCUUGAAAAAGAAAUGGAGACUUUCAAGCUGACUGGGUAAAGUGACAAAGGAUUUUACGACGCAGUUGAAGAUUUGGAGAGUUAAAGAAACUUCUCCAGUUAUUCAGUAUUUUACACAUCGCCUCUUGGAAAUGGAAGUCUGAGAGCCCACUGAAGAAGACCUUCUCCUCGCAUCUAGAUCCGGAGCUGAUCAUGAACUUCAGCAUUCUACUGGGCAUGUCUGGCAGAAGAAACAGCAUCGAUUGAUUGAGGACAAUGUAUGUAAAAAUAUGCAAGAAUCACAGGAAACCCACAUAUCCAACCACCUAGAUGAAGUUGUCGCUGCUGUCAGCAUCAGUCCUAGAAAGAAGAUCCAGAACAAGCUGCCUCAGACAGUGCUAUUCCAGCCUCCUCGAGAGAAACUCCACCUCUGUGAAGAGAAAGCAAAGUCCUGUCUCAGCAGUCACCAAUAUAAACAGGCUACCCAGGAGCUUGCGCGCUGCAUAGCACUGACUAGGAUUUGCUAUGGCGACUGCCACUGGAAACUAGCAGAGGCCCAUGUUAAUCUGGCUCAAGGCUACCUCCAAAUGAAAGGAUUUUCACUGCAAGCAAAACAACAUGCAGAAAAGGCCAAAGAAAUCCUCACCGACUUCAUUGUGCCUCCUUAUAACGACAACACGGAUGUUUUCAAGUGUUCUGUAGACCUUUUCCACACCAUGGGGAGAGCCUUCCUUUCCCUUCAGAAAUUUAAGGAAGCCUCAGAGAAUUUGGCGAAAGCGGAGAGACUUUCAAGGGAGUUGCUGCAGUGUGGAAGGAUUAUAAAGGAAGAGUGGAUAGAAGUCCAAGCGCGAAUCAAAUUGUCAUUUGCACAGGUGUAUCAUGGUCAAAAGAAAUCACAAGAGGCUCUGCCCCACUACCAAGAGGCACUGAAAUACACGGAGAUCAGCAAAGGUGAAGAAAGUCUUGAGUACGUAUCCAUACUGAGGGAAUUAGCAGGUGCAGAGCAAGCGCUGGGAUUCCACGACACAGCCAUCAAUCAUUUCUUACAGGCUCACGUCAUCAUCCUGGGGAGAAACCCCUCUCAAGAGGAGGCAGCGGACUCCGCACACCUUGUCGCCCUUGCUGCUAUCGCUUCCGAGAGGCCCGAGCACCAUGAUGUGGCUGAGAAGUAUUUUCAAGAGAGCAUGGCUCAUCUUAAGGAUUCAGAAGGGGCAGGAACAGCCAAAUUUCUUGCAAUUCAAGACGAAUUUUGCCAUUUUCUACAAAUCACUGGACAAAAAGAGAGAGCAACCUUGAUCCUGAAGGAGUCCCUGGAAGCCAAAGUGGAAACAUUUGGCUAUUUUAGUCCUCAGGUGGCAGAGACUUACAGGCUCCUGGGAGGGGCAGACCUGGCGCAGGGGAACCAGAGCGAGGCCCACAAGAACCUGAAGAAGUUGUGCUGGAGAAAGAUGAUGGUAGCUUGCUCCAAGACAGUGGCCAGGGGAUGGAGCAAAGUCGUGGGGGAGUCGAGGGAUGGCAGGAAGGACAUAGAGCCCACGGCACUUGGCAACCUGGAGUGUCUUCAGAUUCAGACGCUCUUGUACGGACCACAGGACAAGAGGACCACGGCCACCCAGCAGUCGGUGGACGUCCUGUCCAAGGCACCCGAGAGCGCCGCAAAGCCAUGGCAGUCUCCAAAAGCCAAAGUGGCCUUCUGCUCCAGUGCCCCUCAGCGCACUGCCCCCGGGAAGGCUAGGCCCAACCUGGCAGACUGAAACUGCCACCCAUGCCCCAAAGAAAGCUUUGGGCAGGCUGGGGUGCUGCUGUACAAACCCCUCUCCAACCGGAAGGUGGAAUUUAACAGUCCUUAUACAGAUUUUCAAGGCUGGCUGUUUGAAUGUUCCACAGCAACACCAUACCCAACCCCACCCCCACAGGCCACAUUUUGACAGUGGAUACCCUUCAAGGUGAUCUUGGACUGCUCUGUGGAUUUUUGUCCUUCAGCACGACUAUGGCUGAAAGACUUCUCUCCAAGGUGCAACCCUCUGUGUGUAGGCAAGUAAACUGCGUGUGACUGUACAGAUAGCCCCUCGCAUGGGUCUGGAGUCAGAUUUGCAAUAGUAAGACUCUGGAAAAAGCCCUUUUCUUAUAGGAAGGCAACAGCAACUGAGAAUAAAGUGCCAAUAAAGAGAAAUUUGAAAGUA
Messenger RNA from Chinchilla lanigera (long-tailed chinchilla), 2341 nucleotides. It is a transcript of the gene Ttc23, whose product is annotated as tetratricopeptide repeat domain 23. The transcript is spliced from 13 exons. The coding region runs from base 449 to 1912 and encodes 487 amino acids. Gene Ontology annotation, molecular function: protein binding. Lineage: Eukaryota; Metazoa; Chordata; Mammalia; Rodentia; Chinchillidae. The record is from RefSeq and is a predicted model, not a curated record.